GCAUUCUCAAUAAAGGCCUCAGGUUGUGUGAAGGUCAGUAAUUAAGCCUCUUCAAUGUUUCCUGGCCUGGCCUGGGGAGAGGGCUAGGACUCAAAUCCAAGUUUCAGCCACUUCAGCCUUCCUUGCCUGGUCUGAGGAGUGACAGUUGGAGAAGUGGUCUGAGGAGUGACAGUUGGAGAACUAGGCCUCAAACCUUCCUGGCCUAAAAGAGCAGGUUUUAGCAGGGAAAGCCCCCCCCCCACACACACACUCAGAGAUGGAGAUUUAAAGCACAGACCUGGAAAGAACAGGGCAAAAUUUAAGUGUGGAUAAGCCCUUAGAUUUAAAAAGAAGGAGAUGUUCCUGCCUCUCUCAUGACACUCAACCCUUCCGAGCUGCCCUCCAGUACAUAUUUCUUCACCAGGUUUAUGGACUGCUGGGUGCUGGUCAUUUCCUCUCCCCUUCUUUCUCUUUUCAGUGCCUUGAGACCACGCAUGGACCCCCUGCUUCGGUCUCAGCUGAUACAGAAAACCAUCAGGAAGGUCUUUCAAUUGCCCUCAUUACAGUUUAUAAAGGUCAAAGCCGGGAGUUCCGUGCCAGCAACACAGAGCCAG
Podarcis lilfordi (Lilford's wall lizard) is the source of this 593-nucleotide messenger RNA. NCBI's taxonomy places the organism in Eukaryota, Metazoa, Chordata, Lepidosauria, Squamata, Lacertidae. The record is from the annotation of a GenBank genome assembly.